Messenger RNA from Colletotrichum karsti, 1443 nucleotides. RefSeq names its product mitotic check point protein. Gene Ontology annotation, biological process: negative regulation of septation initiation signaling; activation of GTPase activity. The record is from RefSeq and is a predicted model, not a curated record. The coding region runs from base 1 to 1443 and encodes 480 amino acids. Gene Ontology annotation, molecular function: GTPase activator activity. Gene Ontology annotation, cellular component: mitotic spindle pole body. NCBI's taxonomy places the organism in Eukaryota, Fungi, Ascomycota, Sordariomycetes, Glomerellales, Glomerellaceae. The transcript is spliced from 3 exons.
AUGCCGCCGAGUCCGACAAGAGACCCGUUUACCGGGCCCCCGGCGACACACGCCUUUGUGCAGACGCACGCGACCACCGAGCUCCUUCCUCCCCCGUCCCCACGAACGCAUCGCGCCUUGCGCAAACUGCAGUCCGCGCACAAUCUUGGCUCCAAGGCUGCUCUCCAGCUGCAGCCCCUCUCGCAACCUUCCCUGAUCGCGCAGCAGCGAUUGACCCAACGCAGUAUCUCCCCUACGCGACGCGAUGCGAGUUCGUCCUCUGCCAUGAACCUGAACAGAUCACCGCAACGUGGACGAUCCAACAGCGAUGCGACGAGCCAACACCACUUGAACGCCCUAGCUGCCACCAAGCGCAGCAUGAUGGGUAUCAACCCGCGAUAUGUGAAUAUGUCGCUGAACCAACUUAUCAAGGACGGGCCGACAGAUGGUGACACCGUCGAGGCAUUGGGAAUGGCACGCCGCAAAGUCCUGAGCGAGGGUAUCAAGAGUGACAGUGACGGCAUGUCAACGUUGCGCAUCUAUGUUUGGCUCAUCCUCCUCGACACCCCCGUCCUCCCUACCGACGAUUAUCUCGCCCUCAUCCACCGCGGCGCGUCCCCAGCAUACUCCAAAAUCCGUAACGACACUUUCCGCACCCUCACCACCGAUCCUCUCUUCCGCAGACGCGUCAGCGAGGCGAGUCUUAUCCGUCUUCUCAACGCCGUUGCUUGGCGCCUGCACGAUUCCCGCGAGAUACAGCGCAGCCGCGACCGCGACAGGUCCCUUAGUCGACCCAGCACCGGACGCAGCUCUAUAUCACACGACAGCUCGACCUCGACGACCACCGCGCAUUCUACCAACCCCGCCUCGCCGUCUGCUAGAAACCGGGCUCGUGCCUUGACGCUGACAACCGAGGGUUCCGAGUCCAGCCACGCGGCCGAGCCAGGAACAUAUGUCCAGGGCAUGAACGUGUUGGCCGCGCCAUUUUUGUACGCUGCGCGCAGUGAGGCCGAGGCUUUCACUGCUUUCUACACGCUUCUCACGCGGGAGUGUCCAGGGUACAUUCGAGGCGCUAUGGACGGCGUGCACAAGGGCUUGGCUUUGGUGGACAAGGUCUUGGCGACUGUUGACUCCAAGUUGAGCGGAUAUCUUCAUUCCAAGGGCUUGACGGCUGAGAUCUAUGCCUUCCCCUCGGUUCUGACUUUAUGCGCCUGCACGCCGCCGUUGCCCGAAGUCUUGCGACUGUGGGACUUUUUGUUCGCCUACGGUCCUCACUUGAACAUUCUAUGCAUCGUGGCCCAGCUGAUGGGUAUGCGGGACCAAUUGAUGAGCUCGCCAAGCCCCAAUAAGCUACUGCGCUCAUUCCCAUCGCUUCAGGCGGAUAAGAUUAUCGAACGCACUCUCUGGAUCAUACAGAGAAUACCAGACGACACCUACGCCGCCAUUGUGUCGCACGCCCAGUAA